Brienomyrus brachyistius is the source of this 11124-nucleotide messenger RNA. It is a transcript of the gene ncor2, whose product is annotated as nuclear receptor corepressor 2. NCBI's taxonomy places the organism in Eukaryota, Metazoa, Chordata, Actinopteri, Osteoglossiformes, Mormyridae. The transcript has 46 exons. Gene Ontology annotation, molecular function: transcription corepressor activity. The record is from RefSeq and is a predicted model, not a curated record. Gene Ontology annotation, biological process: negative regulation of transcription by RNA polymerase II. The coding region runs from base 447 to 7769 and encodes 2440 amino acids.
GACGACGCGGUGAAGGGUGGGUGGAAGAGGGGAGAAAACGAGCAUACGGCCAAACGCCAAGUUACUUCGGGCGAAGGAAGAAGCACAGAGAUAUGGAGAUGGCUAGCUAGCUAGCUUCAUAGACAGAGAGAGAGAGAGAGAGAGAGAGAGAGAGAGAGAGAGUGCGAGAGCAAGAGCAAACAAGCGACCUAUAGAAGGAGCCGGCACUACUCGGCGGCCACCGUCCGAUACUACGUUGGCAGUUACUGGAGAAGGAGCAGAUACGUGGAGUGGGUGAAGGAGACAGAGAAAACGCUGCCGUCGUGUGUGGAUUACUGUUAGGGAAAAUACACCGCGAGAGAAGCAAACCAAUUGCACAACAAUCUCAACUACGGCGAUAUUAAGGUCGUCGUCCCCCAGACUCCCAGUGAUGAUGCUCCUGGACGGCACCUCUCUGUAGAAGGAGCAUGUCCAGCCACCCCCAGUCUGUGGCCCAGGGUCGCCGGGUUGUAGAUGCCCGACACCUUCCCAGCCCGGCAGCGCUACCGCUGCAGCUGGCCCGAACACAUGCGGAUGUAGCACUGGUGGAGUACCACACGCACCCACGUGACUUUGCUUCCCACCUGAGCCACGGAGCCCUGGCCCAGCCACAUCGCCGCCGGCCCUCCCUGCUGUCCGAGUUCCAGCCAGGGAAUGAGAGAGGUCAAGAGGCCCACAUCCGGUAUGAGCAUAUUUACAUGCCGGAGGCCAGCAGCCAAUCAGAUGUUGAAUACUCCGAGAUGAAACGUCCCAGGCUGGAUCUGGGGACGGAGUCUCUCCUGCGACACCCCACCCACAGGCCAUCUGCUCAGCUGGCUGGGACUGAGGACACGCCCAAGAAGGAGAGAGCUAGCAGCCUGGCCAAGCUGGAGCCCAUCUCCCCCGUAAGUCCAGCCCAAAUGGAUCCGGAUCUGGACUUGAUGCCGGCACGGUUCUCAAAGGAGGAGCUUAUCCAGAACAUGGAUCGUGUGGACCGUGAGAUCGCCAUGGUGGAACAGCAGAUAUGCAAGCUCCGUAAGAAACAGCAUCAGCUGGAGGAGGAUGCGGCCAAACCACAGGAGCCGGAGCCACCCAUGUCGCCCCCGCCCAGCGAGGCCAAGCACCGGAGCCUAGUCCAGAUCAUCUAUGAUGAGAACAGGAAGAAGGCAGAGGAAGCGCACCGGAUCCUGGAGGGGCUGGGGCCCCGAGUUGAGCUGCCCCUCUACAACCAGCCAUCAGACACCAAGCAGUACCAUGAGAACAUCAAAAUAAACCAGGCAAUGAGGAAGAAGCUCAUCCUAUACUUCAAGAGAAGAAACCAUGCCCGUAAACAGUGGGAGCAAAAGUUCUGCCAGCGCUAUGACCAGCUGAUGGAAGCCUGGGAGAAGAAGGUGGAGCGCAUUGAGAACAACCCACGACGCCGGGCCAAGGAGACGAAGGUGCGGGAGUACUACGAGAAGCAGUUCCCUGAGAUCCGCAAGCAGCGUGAGCUGCAGGAACGCAUGCAGAGCAGGGUGGGGCAACGUGGGGGGGGGCUGUCAUCUUCAGCUGCCCGCAGUGAACAUGAGGUCUCUGAGAUCAUUGACGGCAUCUCCGAGCAGGAGAACUCAGAGAAGCAGAUGCGCCAGCUGGCGGUAAUCCCUCCCAUGCUUUUCGACGCCGAACAGCAGCGCAUCAAGUUCAUCAACAUGAACGGCCUAAUGGGUGACCCCAUGAAGGUGUACAAGGACCGGCAGGUGAUGAACAUGUGGAGCGAGCAGGAGAAGGACACCUUUCGAGAGAAGUUUAUUCAGCACCCGAAGAACUUUGCUCUCAUCGCCUCCUUCCUCGAGAGAAAGACGGUGGCAGAGUGUGUUCUCUUUUACUACCUGACGAAGAAGAAUGAAAACUACAAGAACAUCGUCCGCAGAAACUACAGGCGCCGUGGGCGGAGCCAGCAGCAGCAGCAGCAGCAGCAACAGCAGCAGCAACAGCAGCAGGUCAACCGGAGCCAGGAGGAGAAGGAGGAAAAAGACAAAGAAAAGGAAGGAGAGCGGGAGGAGGAGAAGACAGAGGGAGAGGACAAGGAGGAUGGCCUGAAGGAUGACACCUCCGGAGAAGAUGGUGAAGAGAAGGAGCCAGCAGUGGCCUUCAAAGGCAGGCGCACGGCCAACAGCCAGGGCCGCCGUAAGGGCCGAAUCACACGCUCCAUGGCCAAUGAGGCAGAGGAGAGCGGCACCCCCCAUCAUAGCAGCGAACUGGCCAAUCUUGAGAUGAAUGAGAGCUCUCGCUGGACCGAGGAGGAAAUGGAAACUGCCAAAAAAGCACUUCUACUUUAUGGGCGGAACUGGUCAUCCAUCGCCAAGAUGGUGGGGUCAAAAACCGUGUCCCAGUGCAAGAAUUUCUACUUCAACUACAAGAAGCGGCAGAAGUUGGACGAAAUACUGCAACAGCACAAAAUGAAAUCGGAACGUGAGCGAAAGGCCCGGCGCAGUCGCAAGACGGUCCCUAGUGAGGGGGUCAGCGCCCCCUCAGCUGCUGACGAGGAGGAGAUGGAAGUGUCAGGGGACAGCUGCAAUGAGGACGAGCCCGUCGAGGACGGAGAAGCAGGGGCUAACAACAGCUCGGAUACAGAAAGCCUGCCAUCGCCUCGCUCUUCUGAGGAAAGCAAAGCCAAGGAAGAGUGUAGCGCCAGGACCAAGCCUAGCCAGGUGCCUGGAGCGGAGGGCUCCCUAGUGGAGGAAGGUUCCUACACAGGGGAAGUUGACCGGGGAGUACCUGACUCAGGGCCCAUGUCCAUGGAGGCAGAGCUUGUGGCACAGCCAGAGGCAAAGAGUGAGCCCGAGGAAGGCUUUAAGGAGCAGCCCAUUGACUGUGCAGAGAAAAAGCCCCCUCCAGAGGCAAACCAAGGAAAGGGCUCUAUCAAGAGCACCAAGAAGGAGAAUGAAACCAAAGCUGGCCGUCAAGGGGACAGCGACUCCAGUGCCACCUGCAGCGCCGAUGAGGUGGAGGAGCCGGACAGCACAGAGAGGAGCAGGAUAACCUCUCCUAGGCCCAGUCUGCUGAACUAUACCCAUGAUGGGGUCAUUUCCUCAACACAGCAGAAGCCCAUGGACCUUAAGCAGCUCAAACAGAGGGCCGCUGCUAUUCCGCCUAUCAUGCCAGAGGUUUCUGCGCAGAGUGGUCCCCGUGGUGCCGGUGGGGGUUCAAAGCAGCUGGUGCCCCCCCAUGCGCUGGCUUUGUACCAGCAGCAGAUCACCAUGGCACAUGAACUGUCCCAGGAGGGGCCCCCGACCGGCAAGCCUCCACAGCAGCAGCUCCAUAUCCAGCAGGCACCCAGGGACCGCCCCCAGGCUCGGAGCCCCGCCCCCAUGGCCCCUGACAAGGAUGACAAGCCGAGUGCAUUCUCCCCACAUGGGGAAGGCCGGAAGCCGGGGUCGGCUGCAGAUGAUCUCCGGCCUGCCGGCUCCAGCCGGCCUGUCAUUCCCCCCUACCAGCCAUCUCCACGGGAUGUGGGCCGCCUGGUCCACGAGCAGCCGCUGCUGCACUACAGCCCCACAUUCCCACAGGCUGUACACGGACUCCCGCUCGCUCUGCAGCAGGACGCAGGACGCCUGGCCUCUACUGGCCGGCCCCAGCCCAUUCCGGAGCCCCCUCCCCUGAUCUCCUCUGCCAAGCCUGGAGGUUCUAUCACCCAGGGCACUCCAGUGCAGCUGCACAGUGCUGCCCAUGGACCCGAGCAUAGCAAGGGCCCUGCCGGGGGUGCUCUCAGCCUGACGUGGAUGGAGCAGAAGAAGCUGGGACCGUACCCUGUGGUGAAGCAGGAGCAACUCUCCCCACGGGCUCUUAGCUCUCAGCCCGAGAACCUGUCCACAGCAGACCUUACCACAGGCCGCGUGUCUGUGCCAGCAGUCCAGGGUGGGAGCAUAACCAAGGGCUUGCCAGGUACGAGGGUCCACCAGGACCCCCCCUCAUAUCGCGGAGGCUCUAUAACUCAGGGCACCCCGGCUGACAUGCUGUACAAAGCUUCACGUGAUGAGACACUCAGCAAGGCCCACGUGGUCUAUGAGGGUGUCAGCGGCCACAUCCUCACCUAUGAACGGGCAAUGGCACAGACUCCGAAGGAGGAGGUCCGCGGGGAGCUCCUGGGUCUGAAGCGGCCCUAUGAUGUCAUGGAGGGGGGCAUUACACGGGGGCUGCCUCUGCGGGACGCCACAGGGCUGUCUGCCCCCAACUGUGAAGGGCUGGUUGAACGGGUUAUGCCACAGGACCGCCACAGCCCACAUUUCAAAGAGUCCCACCACAUCCGUGGGUCCAUCUCACAAGGCAUCCCACGCCACCUGGACCAAAGUGAGUACCUGAGGCGGGAGGCCAAGCAGAUGAAGCAGGAGGGUUCGCCCCCCUCCAGGGGGCCUGACUCUCUGAAGGGUCGUCCUCAUGACAGUGCUGUGGCGACUGUCAAAGAAGGGGGGCGUUCGAUUCAUGAGAUCCCGCGGGAGGAGCUGCGGCAAGCACCCGAGGGUUCCAUGGGGGGCAAGGCUGCCAAGGAGGGCUCCAUAACACAGGGCACGCCAAUGAAGCAGGAGGCCAGUGGCUCCGGAAAGCGCCAUGAUGUACGCUCCAUCAUCGCCAGCUCCCCGCGCUCUCACCACACCAUGCCACCCCACACAGAGCGUGCUCGAGCCUACGACGAGCCCCUUCCCAAGACGCGCCCGAGCGCUGUGGUCAGCACUCCCAGCUCACUGUCCCGUGCUUCCCCCCUGGCCCUGGGGGGCGGGGCUGAGCCAGUGGGGAGGGCCCACCACAGUCCGCUGGGUUAUGAGGAGCACAAGGGGGCACUGCGGGCACCGUAUCCUGGCCCCUCUCACCGAGGGUCUCCUGUCUCCUUGAGGGAAUCAGGACAGCGAGCGUCAGAAGGUUUGAAUAAAACACAAGCACAGGAGCGCAAGGCCACACCCACCCCACGGGAGAUGAGCUCCAACAAGUCUCCCCUGACAAGUGCUGUAGCAGAGCACCACGCCUCGAUAGCUUCCUAUGAGCGCCUGCUGCAGGGCCUGGGAGCCGAGAUGUACCGCGGGCAGAUCCCCCUGACCUUCGACCCCGCCGCCUUGCCCAGAGGAAUCCCCAUCGAUCCAGCAGCAGCGUAUUACCUGCCUCGCCCCCUGGCCCCGGGCCCCGGUUACCCGCACCACUACUCCCCGUACCUGAUCCGAGGCUACCCAGAUACGGCGGCCCUGGAAAACCGGCAGACACUGCUCAACGACUAUAUCACCUCACAGCAGAUGCACCAGUGGCCAGCGGCCGCCAUGGCCGCACAGCGCUCAGACCUGCUGCGGGGCCUCUCGCCCCGGGACCAGCCCCUCGGUCUGCCAUACCCCACAAGCCCCCGCGGAAUCAUCGACUUGUCUCAGGUCCCUCACUUACCUGUCCUGGUGCCUCCUUCUGCAGGGGCGACCAGCUCCCCCAUGGAUCGCAUCACCUACAUCCCCGGGGCCUCCAGCGUCUUCCCCAGCCGCUCUUACACCUCCUCACCCAUCUCUCCAGGUGGUCCCUCGCACAUAAGCAAGAUCCAGGGGGUGGCAUCAACUGAUCGGGAACGGGAUCGAGAACGGGAAAGGGACCGGGAGAGAGACCGUGACCGUGAACGGGACCGGGAGAGAGACCGUGAACGAGACCGGGAAAGAGACCGAGAAAAAGAACGUGAGAAGGAACGAGAGCGUGACCGAGAACGAGAGAGGGACCGUGACCGUGACAAACCCGGAUCCCUGAGCCAUGGCAACGUGGAGCACGCCCCCAUCUGGCGACCUGGCACAGAGCACAGCUCUGGAAGCGGCUGUUCCAGUGCUGCACGGCCUUCCUCGCGCUCCUACAGCCACCAGCAUUCGCCGGUGUCUCCCCGUACCCAAGACAGCCUGCAACAGAGGCCCAGCGUGCUACACAACGCCGGGGGCCAGAGUCUGCCCGUGCCCCCCGACCACACUGGCCCCUCAGUCCUCAGGUCCUCACGGCACACGGUGUACAGCACCCACCUACCGCAGAGGACAGGGCUUCCCCCAGAUGCCUACCUCCAAGGCCUGGAGCAGACUACCGUGAAGGAGCACUCCAGGGGCACAGAGGCGGCCAAGAGCCACAGCCGGGGCAGCAGCAGCUUGUCCAAGCCCCCCCAGGACCAGCACCCCACGCUCUCCUCCUCAUCCUCCUCCACUUCUUCCUCAUCUAUAAGCAAGUCUGAAGCCAAGCUGGUGAACACAUCCCUGGGGGGCUUGUACAGCGCGCCCUACUCCCCAGCCUCUGCCCACCUGGGACACCCCCCGGGCCGCCCCCACCCGCUGCUGCCCCCGCACCAGCUGCCCCCACAGUCGGAGAACCCGGCCAACAGCGGCGGUCCCCCUAGUAGGGAGAAGACUCCAAGCAAACCGAUGUCUGUUCAGGACCAGGAGCUGCGAGCCCUUGUUCUGCAACAGAAGGCCCUGGAGCAGCAGCACAGUCUCUAUCACCCCCCACCGGAAGGAAGCCCAUCCCCCGGCCUUCCCAGCCAGCAGCCCAACUCACCCUAUGUCAAGGGCAGCCAGAGGGUGGUCACUCUGGCCCAGCACAUCAGUGAGGUGAUCACCAAGGACUACACACGUCAUUCCCAGCAGGCUAACCAGCCAGCAGCCUACAGCUACCACAGCUCGCCAGUGCUGGACCUCACACGCCCCCCUAGCACCCCCCAAGAACCUGGCCUGGUUGCACACUAUUCCCCUGAGGGAGUCCAUGGGGAGCGUGGCAGAGACCGAUCUCCCAUCCAGAGCAAGAUGUCCCCGAGCAGCCUUCCCGCAGAUGGCAUCGAGCCUGUGUCCCCACCUAGUGGGCUUUCAGAUGCCGACCCACACGGGGCCUCCUACCCCAGCGAGCAGGGCCACCAGGGGUACGUCUCCCCUGUGCAUAAACACAUUCUCAGUGCCGGUGUGAUAUGCAACGGGGUCCCCUACCCCAGCCAGCAGGGCCACCAGGGGAUGGGCUCCCGCUCACCAGCUGGCAGCUCACAACCUCCGGCCUUCUUCAGCAAACUGACGGAGAGCAACUCCGCCAUUGUCAAGUCCAAGAAGCAGGAGAUGAUCAAGAAGAUGAUAGUUAGCGGUGAUGCAAGUCAGCCUGGGACUGAGAUCUUCAACAUGCCUGCAUCGACGACCGCAGGUAUAACCCAUGCAUGGCCUGUGGCCACAAGGAGCCAGCCAGCCCCCGAGGCCUCGGGUAACACCAUUGGACUGGAGGCCAUCAUCAGGAAAGCCCUGAUGGGCAAGUAUGAUGAGCAGGCAGAGGAGCGCGCGGCGAUGCCCCCUGGCAGCGGCCUGUCAGCCUCCGCGCCACCCAGCGAGACCCGCGGCGAGGACACCUACCCUUCAGCAGGCAUGGGGAAAGGGAAAGCUGGCGGGCGUUCCAAUGGCCGUAAGACCAAGUCCCCUGGGCCGGGGAUGCCGGGCAGCGAGAGGCCGUCCUCCGUCUCGUCCGUCCACUCAGAGGGGGACGCAAACCGGCGCACUCCCCUCACCAGUCGCGUCUGGGAAGACCGGCCAUCCUCCGCAGGGUCCACGCCCUUUGCCUACAACCCCCUGACCAUGACCAUGCGCUUCCCUGCUGGCGUCGUGUCUUCUGUGCCCUCCCCGUCCUCCGGAUCCUCCUCCAUGCAGCCUGGCCCACAGGGCCAGAACCAGGGACAGCAAGGCCAAGGGGCCCAGGGAAGGGCCUGGGAUGAGGAGCCCAAGCCGCUGCUGUGCUCCCAGUACGAAACGCUGUCCGACAGCGAGUGACCAGCCAGCACCGUCCCAAACACCGCUCGCCUCAGUCCACAUCGCCAGCACCACACGCUCACACACGCUGCACUCCAGGGCUUCCAGAACCUUCUAGUCAGAGCACGUAACCAUCAGACACCUGGGUACCUGCCUGACUCCGCUUUGGGGCGGAGCGUGUUUGUGUGCAUGUGCUUGUGCGUGUGUCCACAUUCACAGAAACACUCCCUGAAUCAAGCACUCUUUAGUUUAGUGCCCCCCUUCGCUGGCCUUAUCAGGGGAUGGGACACCUCAGAUGUGCAAUGCAUCUUGUGUAUGAAUGCCUUGUAUUCAGUGAUUCCCAGUGACUGUGGAAUGCUCCACGGUACGACCCAUAGUCUGAUGCCAAUUUAUUUUUUUUUCUUUUUAAACAGCAGUAAAAGUUUGACAUGUAUUUUGGCACGGACACCCACAGGCCCCUCCCUGCCAGCCUGCGUAGCCAGCAGACAGGCCCCUCCCUGCCAGCCUGCGUAGCCAGCAGACAGGCCCCUCCCUGCCAGCCUGCGUAGCCAGCAGACAGUCCGCUUCCUUGGGUAGUGAGGCGCUCUAAUGUCCACCCUGAGGGUGAUUCUGGGUGAGUCAGACCACCCUGCCCUCGCCGCACUGGACUCAGGAACACCGGCCAUUAGCCAGUGCAGACAGAAAUAAUAUUAAGAAUUAAAAACACUGAAACCAGCAGGCCUCCUGUGAUCACUUCAGCCUCUCCUGUACAAAACACCCAGUCCUGUACACAUGGCUGUGUCUAGACAGAGGGAAUCUUUCAAAUAGUCACCGGCCUAUUUCUGGGCUUGCUUAAUGUCAGCCUUGGGUGUAGGUCAUUUUAUGGGGGGGGGGCAUUGUGUAUUGUGGGAUAUAUAGGCAGCAGGUACGCUUUAUACAGUACCCAGUUCUCUGUUAGCCGGCACAGCUGCAUUACCCCCUACAAACGCAGUGUCUGUCCUACCAACAGAGUUUGUAAAGUGAGAGAUGAGGAAGAGCAGAUAUAUAUAUAUAUAUAUAUAUAUAUAUAUAUAUAUAUAUAUAUAUAUAUAUAAUAUAAUAAAAAUAUAAAAAUGUGUGUGUAUAUGUAUGUACGUACAAUGAUUCACGGCAGUUUAGUCCUGUGUUUGUUUGAAAGUGAGUUGCAGAGUUCAGAUACCUUUGGCGGUGACCUUGGCAGGUUGUGGUCCCCGUCCAAUAGCAGCAGUUUGUGUGGGGUGUUAAUCAGGGUGUUCAUUUCAGUGCUUCUACAGGGUAAACGUAUUCUUUGUGUUCUGUGUCGUCAGACAUUAAAACAGUUUUUUUAUGGGAGCGGGACUAUCGCUUUUCUUUAGUUGCAAUGUAACACAAAGACCUUUUUAAAACUUUUUUAAUAUGGAUAAGUGAAUUUUGUUUAGUAUUUUCUUUAUUAUUGAGACUGUUUUGAAGAUGUUCAGCACUUAAAUAUGAUCUGGUUCACAGUGGCUUUCUUGAAGAGGCACAUGAGGUUAAAAUGGAGAGUGCAUGUAUGUCUGUGUGUGCGUGCGCCUUAGCGACGUCUCCACCCUCCUCCAGGGUCCAAAGCUCAAACCACAGUUUCACUGUCAUAAAGCCAUGUUGAACAAGCAGAGGCUAGUUUUAAAACUGCAAAGAAUAAACAUGAAACAAAAGCAACACUGAAGCUGACAUCCAGUGUCAUUGUGUGAUUGCUAGCUGGCACACUGGCUGGUUUAGUUCCUCAUGUAGGCUACGUCUGUUGCUCAUGUCACCAUGGAGAUGUCAUGUGACUUCUGACCUGACCAUUUGGAGGGUGAGGGCAAAGGUGGGUAGUUCCGAAAGUAAAAGUACAGACCAAAAUUUAGUUUCCUUCACAUGCUUUUACGCCUUUUCUCCUCCGCAGAGGUGUCUACACUCUAACAUUUAGUGCCAUAUUACAAACACAUUUCUGAAGUCAUCACCCCAUUCUGAAGUCGACUGCAUUGUGACGCUGGCAGCUGAUCACCGAAAGGAUGGUGCCCUUCACUCCCUGUUCAGGAGUAUGUGAUCUGCUUCCUUCUGGUGACUGUCGUCUCAUGUGCUCUGUGGUCUAUCGUCACAAAAAGUGGCACCAUAGGCCAGAGGUCCUAUCAUAGUUGACUGUUACCUCAGAGACAAAGACAGUCACAGCUGCUUGUGCAUAACAUCCAAUGAUAGAUACAAAGACUAGGGAGACGUAGCAUUUCCUUCCGCUUGACAUCUUCGUUAGCACAGGCAGGCUGUGGUCUUCUUACCUGGGAGGCCUGACCAGAGCUGAUACUGGACUCAUGCGGGAGCGGAGAUGAAUAGCGUCCUGUUGCUGCUUCCCUUAGCAUUGAGCGAUAUCGUGUGUACGAUCAUUGGGCAGCGAGUUGUCUUGGUGAUGCUUAAAACAGUAGCUUGGCAGUAAACCUCUUAUGCAAUAUCUCCAGUGAAUUUUCUAUUUUAAACUUUAAUUUUAGUAUUUCAGGUAAUAGUUUUAGCCUCUGUUUUACAUGAUCCACUGCGGUUGUCUUUGUAUGAGGCGCCAAGGUCAGAGCGCAUGGUGGCUGGCAUGAUGACAACGUGUUUGCCUGCAGCCGAGAGAGCGAGCUUUUUGCCACCUAAUGACAAGGCCAAAGGCGGUCUAGCCUGAUCAGAUCCAGAGCACAGGUCAUACUGCAGGUGCUGAUAUAGGUACAUUGUGAGUGCUUGGGCUCCCUGUGCUACUUCCCUUAACUCCAAAAAUGGACAAACUUUAACCAAUCAACUAAUCAAGACAAGCAGAUAAAAAAUGUAAGGACUGUUUAUUACCGUAUAUUGGGGAAACAUCCUUUAGUUUUAAAUUGUGAUGCCUGUUAGCAGUAAGACCAGAUCACAUCCCUACUUGUAAGAUGAAGAACGAAAAUCAUUAUCUAAGUCUCUUUAAAAGAUUUUCUAGUUUUCUUUGUGUCUGCUUUGGCUGCUGCUUGCUUCUAUUUUUGUUGACUCUGUGAUCAAGACCAACUUUUCAUCUAUAAAGAGAAGGGGAUGUUAGCUUUAAUUUUUUUUAUAAUUAAGGAAACAAUUCUAGGCAAAGAGACAGAACGGCCAAUAUGUUGCCCAGAAUCUGAUGGAGUGGGAGUCGGGAAGCGUAUGUUUUGUACAACUAUAUUGUGCAUAAUUACUUUUUCUUUUCUUCUGUUUUCUAACCUAGUGUAUAAUAGCACGGACUGUAAAUAGAACUGAAGAGAUGUAAAUAUUUAUGUGGCUUUGCUGCAAGGUUUGUAUCCACUGGAGAACUGUCUUCACUGUCUAAUGCAACCUACCCACAGGCCUUGUGGAUAGCAGUGUACAAAACAGGAAACACUGCCUUCAUGUUCAAAUAAAAGCUUAUUGCCAUUGA